UUGAAGAUCUUUCUGCAGAAUACAGGCUCUUUCAAUUUCCCGUCCAUAUAUUGGAGACGCGUUACGGUCGAAAGGAAGCAGCCAGAAACUUGAGAUAAACUUUAACUCAGGACGGAUAUAAUGAUAAUAUAAAGCUUUUGGCCAUUUCCGCAUACAGUACAUAAAGGGUAUGCAAAGGCGUCUCUAGCAUUGACUAGUUUUUUGUCAGAAACUCAGAGGAGGAAAGACAUAUUUUUGGGAUGUUUUUGCGAAUAUAGUUAUUGUGGAAGCUGUUUAUUAUAAUCCAUAAGGACUUUACGAAACUUUGGACGUGCUCUUUUAACUACAGCAGGUGUUAGGGCUGCGCAAAACUGUAUUUUGAAAUUAGCUACGUUGUUUAUCUGGCGGGGGCAAGACAACAAGGUAAUGUGAGAUCGGCCCGUGUGUACAGUGCGCCAGUAUGAGCGCGUGAGUUAUGACACUGGAAGAAAAGAUCAUUUCUACCUGAGAGGACACGCGCAAUCACGCAUGUGUGCGCGCCUGGUUUAAACUUUUAAACUCCCUGUUCAGAAUUCCAAAUUAAAGAAGGGAAAAGGACUAAAUCACUUAAUUAAAAAAGAAAUGGAGAUUCAGAAGUACCUGCUAUUAUUGAAGAUCACAGUUCUUCUCAGAGGGCUGUGUGAGUGUUUUAACAUUGAUGUUAAGAGGCCACGGAUCUUCAGUGGGCCUGAAGAUGCUCUUUUUGGUUUCUCUGUGCUACAGCAUGAGAGCAAUGGAGAGAAAUCAAUUCUGGUUGGUGCUCCAUGGGAUGGACCAUCUAAUAACAGGAUGGGAGAUAUUUACAAAUGCAUUGUGGGAGAUGAGAUGGAAUCUAAUUGCUCAAAAGUUAACCUAGGUCAAAAUGCAUUUCAGAAUGUGUCUCGAAAUCUUAAAAAUUCUCAUUUGGGGAUGACGCUGACCCCAGCUGCUUCAGACGGAUUCCUGGCCUGCGCUCCACUGUGGUCCCAGGAAUGUGGAACAUCUCUGUUCAGCACAGGAAUCUGUGCAUCCGUCACCCAUGAUAUGGAGCCCAAAGAAAUCAUUGCACCCACCGCCCAGAAAUGCACCACAUAUAUGGACAUAGUGAUUGUUUUAGAUGGUUCCAAUAGUAUCUACCCCUGGUACAAGGUGCAGAAUUUCCUUAGCAACAUCCUCAGCAAAUUCCACAUAAGCCCUGAGCAAAUGCAGGUGGGCGUUCUACAGUACGGGGAGAUCUCAGUCCACGAGUGGUCUCUCAAGGACCAUCAGACAAAACAGAAUGUGGUGGAAGCGGCUAAGAACAUCAGUCGUCAGGGGGGACGAGAGACCCGUACUGCGUACGCCAUCCAAAUGGCCUGCACAGAAGCCUUCAGUCCAGACAGAGGAGCGAGGGAAGGAGCUACUAAAGUGAUGAUAGUCGUGACAGAUGGAGAAUCCCAUGAUGGUGACGAGCUUACUGAGGCGCUGGCCGAGUGUGAGAAACGUAACAUCACCAGAUACGCCAUAGCUGUAUUAGGUCACUACAUCCGCAGACAGCAGGAUCCAAAGACUUUUAUCAAUGAGAUUAAGUACAUUGCCAGUGACCCUGAUGAGAAAUACUUCUUCAAUGUGACAGAUGAAGCAGCACUGAAUGAUAUUGUAGAUGCAUUGGGGGAUCGCAUUUUUAGUCUAGAGGGGACCUUAGGAUACAAUAAAAGUACCUUUUUAAUGGAGAUGUCUCAGAUUGGUUUUUCAACACACAAGUUGGAUGAUGGCAUCUUGUUUGGGAUGGUGGGUGCAUACGACUGGGAGGGAGGGGUGCUGAAGAAGAGCCCAGAGGGGUGUCUCAAGCCCUCACGAGAAGAGUUUGAGAAGGAGUUUCCACUGGAGCUAAAGAACCAUGCAGCCUACCUAGGUUACACUGUGUCCUCAGUGGUGGUAGGUGACUGGAGGAGGUUGUAUGUUGCCGGUGCGCCCAGAUUCAAACACAAAGGAAAGGUCAUUCUGUUUGAUCUCACCCCUGUGGGCAAUGUCAUCAUCACACAGGCCCUAAAUGGAGAACAGAUUGGCUCAUAUUUUGGCAGUGAGGUGUGCGUGGUGGAUGUGGAUCAGGACGGGAUAACAGAUAUCCUGCUCAUAGCAGCUCCCAUGUUCUUGGGAGCAGGAAACAAAGAAACAGGCAAAGUCUAUAUCUACUGUCUGGAUGGGGAUGGUUUUGCACCUAAUGGUACCCUGCAUUCUCAAAAGAAGGCACAGGAUGCACGGUUUGGUUACGCCAUGACUGUAGCUCCUGACCUAAACCAUGACGGAUACGCAGACCUCCUCGUGGGAGCUCCACUAGAGGAUGACCACCAAGGAGCUCUUUACAUCUACCACGGCGAUGAAUUCUACAUAAUUCCUCAAUACAAACAACGUAUUCCAGGCUCCUCUCUCUCAGUGGGGCUGCAGUAUUUCGGCCGUAGCUUGAGCGCUCUGCUAGAUCUGGAUGGGGAUGAUUUACUGGAUUUGUCUGUGGGAGCACAGGGCACAGCAGUGCUGCUAAGGUCACGCAGUAUAGUCCAGAUCAACGUGAGCAUGUUAUUCAAGCCACAAACCAUAAAUGUGAUCCAGAAGAACUGCCACAGGGCUGGCCGAGACUCGGCAUGCCUUAAUGCCACGGUUUGCUUCUCGGCCCUGUCUCGCUCUCCUAGCUCUUAUGGCACAUAUUUUGAUAUGCAGAUGUGGGCCAUGCUGGAUGACAGAAAGAUCUCGGCUCGUGCUCUGUUUGACUACAACUCCCAAAGGCAGACCCAGAUGGGCGUCAGCAUUCGUGUUGGAUAUCCCAUGUGCUACACGCUUCCAUUUCAUGUUUUUGACACAGCUGAUUACAUUCGGCCAAUCAUCUUCACCCUGCGCUUUAAACUCAAUGACACAGAGAUUGGCCCAGUUCUAGACGAGGGCUGGCCAACAACAGUCAAGAAGUCUAUCCCAUUCUUUAAAGACUGUGGGGAGGAUGAUGUGUGUGUCACCGAUCUGACUCUACAGGCCCAUAUGGACAAUCGUGGAACUAGGCAGCAACCGUAUGUGAUACGCAGCCCUCGACGACGGCUGGCAGUAGAGGUGCAGCUACAAAACCGGCUAGAAAAUGCUUAUAACACCAGUCUUACUCUUUAUUACUCUAAAAACCUGCACUUCAGCAGCCUGAGUAUACGGGAAGAUGCCCAGUUUAAGAUUGAAUGUACAGCUCUGAGCUCAAACAGUCACUCCUGUAAUGUCAGUUACCCAGUGUUCCGCUCUCAGUCAAAGGUGAAUUUCAUGCUGGAAUUUGAGUUCAGUUGUACAUCUAUCAUCAGUAAGGUGCAGAUGAAACUUGUUGCUUCCAGUGACAGUAAGGAGAGUGAAGACACUCUGUCGGACAACAUUGUUCAGUUACAGAGUGUUGUUCAGUAUGAGCCUGAUCUCUUUAUCACAAGUGACUCCAACUUAAACCGCUAUGAGGUCCACCCGACCAGGACUGUGUCAGAGGGAACCGGGCCCGAGUUCUACACACAUUUCAGGGUGCAGAAUUUAGGUUGUUACGUGGUCAGUAAUCUGAAGCUUACUGUCAAUUUGCCAUCAGCAGCUUCAGGAGACAGAGUUUUCGCGACUGUGGUUGAUGCUUUCUCUCACAAUGCUUCAGGUGUAAACUGUAGUAUAGUCAGUGAUCUCUCUAAGCUGAAGGCUAGUCAGAGACAUGUUCGUCCACUUCACCCAGAGGACAUGAAGAAAACUGAACUAUUGAAUUGCAGUUCCUCAUGGUGUGUGGAGGUUGUGUGUCUAGUGCAGCAGCUAUUGAAGGGAGAGACCGCUCUGAUUCGCAUCACGAGAAGAAUACACGACAGUUUCUUUAGACAGGCCAAGUUUAAAGCAGUGAUGAUUGUGGGCUCUUUCCAGCUGUCUGCUCAGGAGUCCAGCUUGAUUUCAAUGGGAAAUGCUGCCCUCUUGAGGGAGACUGUUUUAGAAGUUCUGAAAGGGCGGUCAAUCCCGAUCUCUCUCUGGAUUCUCAUUGGUAGCAUCAUUGGAGGACUGCUGCUUCUAGCACUCUUAGUGUUCAUCCUUUGGAAGUUGGGCUUUUUCACGAGGAAACAGAGGAAGGAUGAGGAUGGGAAGGAUGACAACUGAGCUCUAAAAUCACUGCAGCUGAUUUCCUUUACAAUCAGAAAAUGUGCCUUUUGCAGCGAUUACUUUCUCUUUGAGACA
This is a messenger RNA of Xyrauchen texanus (razorback sucker), 4194 nucleotides long. RefSeq names its product integrin alpha-10-like. The transcript has 31 exons. Gene Ontology annotation, molecular function: integrin binding. The record is from RefSeq and is a predicted model, not a curated record. Bases 601 to 4116 code for a protein of 1171 amino acids. Gene Ontology annotation, cellular component: external side of plasma membrane; integrin complex. Gene Ontology annotation, biological process: cell-cell adhesion; cell adhesion mediated by integrin; cell-matrix adhesion. NCBI's taxonomy places the organism in Eukaryota, Metazoa, Chordata, Actinopteri, Cypriniformes, Catostomidae.